AUGUCACAGGUGAAACCUCUAAAGAAGCCACCUGGUUUCAAAGGUCCUACAAUUCCAAUCCAAAUGCCACCCAAACCGCGAAAAAUUAACAUUCCACCUUCAUUCUAUCAGCAAAAGAAAAAACGAAGAAGUUGUUGUUGUUAUUGUUGUUGUUGCUGUUUGAUUAUACUAAUCUUGUUACUCUUUUUAGUAGCAGCUUGUGGUUUUCUUUACCUUUGGUUUAAUCCAAAACUCCCUGUUUUCCAUUUAAGAUCCCUUGAGUUUACUAAAUUCAAUGUCACUGAAAGCCAAGACGGGCCUAAAAUGAAUGCACAAUCGACACUUGUGGUGGAGUUAAAAAAUCCAAACAGGGAGUUAAAGAUUGUGUAUGGUGACACUAGAGUGGAAUUGAAAGGCGAAAACGACGUUAACAUGGGUGAAGGGAAAGUUUCUGGUUUUGUUCAAGAGAAGAAGAAUGUUAAAGUUGUCAAAUUCGUUAUGAAGACGUCGAAUGAGAUGUUGUAUGGGAAUAGUGUUGGGAAAGUUAUGAGUAUUGGAUUCAAGAACAAGAAUUUGAGAGUUUCUGCAGAUGUGAAUACUGAUAUUGGUAUUGGGUAUAAUGAGUGGAAGAGUUGGAAAAUUGGAGUUAGAGUUUCUUGUGGAUCUUUGAGGUUAAAGCAGAUUGAAAAUGGUGCUACACCUAAAUGUGGCAUUAACCUGUUUAACUGGUUUCAUUUAAAUUGAUUGAUUCAAGGCCUAUUCACACAUAUAUAACUGGGAAAAAGGAUUGAAGGCAUCGCUAUCGCCUUAGGAUGAGAAGAAUGAAAUACUAUUGUGUCUAAAUUCAUACAUAAGUUCAUAAUCUUAUACUCACCAUUUAGAUGUAAAAUCUUAUCUAAGUUAAUUUGAGAA
Molecule: messenger RNA, 891 nt
Organism: Lycium ferocissimum
Lineage: Eukaryota; Viridiplantae; Streptophyta; Magnoliopsida; Solanales; Solanaceae
Product: NDR1/HIN1-like protein 6
Exons: 2
Coding region: 1-723 (240 amino acids)
Cellular component (GO): plasma membrane
Source: RefSeq, a predicted model, not a curated record